Molecule: messenger RNA, 13619 nt
Organism: Acanthochromis polyacanthus (spiny chromis)
Lineage: Eukaryota; Metazoa; Chordata; Actinopteri; Pomacentridae
Gene: cadps2
Product: Ca++-dependent secretion activator 2
Exons: 30
Coding region: 325-4251 (1308 amino acids)
Biological process (GO): positive regulation of exocytosis; synaptic vesicle exocytosis; dense core granule exocytosis
Cellular component (GO): glutamatergic synapse
Source: RefSeq, a predicted model, not a curated record
CUACAGGUUGCUCACCUGUGUGCUCAGCGCUCAGAGCGCACGAGCUCCGUGCAGUGAGUGACGGCCGCGCGCAGGUCCAUACCGACACAUUCAUCCUGGUGUGACGGAACGAGGUGCACGCGACGACAACCUCCGCUUAUUAACUGCGAAAACUCCGCCUUCCGCACUCCCCUCAAAUACCGACAUUCUUCACAGGUCGUGGAUUCAGACGCACCACAAACCGCAGCAAGCGACACUGCUUGUCGGUAAAGUGCAGCCAUUAGCGCCACGUCGACUAAAACAAACUAAAGCCGAAACUGAGCCAGAGUUUGACCGCUGCGCACCAUGCUGGACCCGUCCUCCAGCGAAGACUCUGGCGGGGAGACCGACCCAGAAGUUGUCCAAGAGCCUCCGAAAAAAUCGUCUGCCUCCCCGGUCGGGAAGGUGGACAGCAGCCACCGAGGGGGUGGCAAGAAGCGGCAGACGGCCGUAUCUGGAGGCGUCCCCGGCAAAGAUACCAAAGAGAGCGACACUACAGGCGAAGAGGAGGAAAGGAAGGAGCGGGAGCUGAUCCAGAGGGAGGAAGAGGAGAGAAAAAUUAAACUGCAGAUCUAUGUGUUCGUUCUGCGCUGCAUUGCCUACCCGUUCAAUGCCAAGCAGCCCACCGACAUGGCCCGGCGGCAGCAGAAGGUGAACAAGCAACAGUUGCAGGUGGUGAAGGAUCGUUUUCUGGCCUUCCUCAAAGGGGAAACGCAGAUUGUGGCAGAUGAAGCUUUCUGUAAUGCUGUGAGGAGCUACUAUGAGGGCUUUCUGAACAGUGAGCGUGUUUCCCGGAUGGUUCAGAGUGGUGGAUGCUCUGCAAAUGACUUCCGUGAGGUUUUCAAGAAGAACAUUGAGCGUCGUGUCCGCAGCCUCCCAGAGAUUGAUGGUUUGAGCAAAGAGACUGUGCUAAGCUCCUGGAUUGCCAAGUAUGACGCCAUCUACAGGGGGGAUGAGGACAUGCGACGGCAGCCACAGCGAACACACCUGAGUGCCAUGUCGGAACUCAUCCUCAGUAAGGAGCAACUAUACGAUAUGUUCCAGCAAAUUCUCAGCAUCCGCAAGUUUGAGCACCAGCUGUUGUACAAUGGCUGCCAGCUGGAUAAUGUGGACGAGCAGGCAGCUCAGAUCCGCAGAGAGCUGGACGGCAGGUUACAGCUGGCCGAGAAGAUAGCCAGGGAAAGGAGAUACCCAAAGUUUAUCUCUGCUGACAUGGAGGCCCUGUAUGUGGAGGAACUGCGUUCAUCAGUCAACCUGCUGAUGGCAAACUUAGAGAGCCUGCCAGUGUCCAAAGGAGGUCCAGAUUUCAAACAGAAGCUCAAACGCUCCUCCAUGAGCAACUCCUUUCUGGACAUGGGAGACGAGGGAGACAUCUUGUCCAAAUCGGAUGUCGUGCUGUCCUUCACUCUGGAGAUUGUGAUUGUGGAAGUCCAGGGGCUGAAGUCAGUGGCUCCAAACCGCAUUGUUUACUGCACUAUGGAGGUGGAGGGAGGAGAGAAGCUGCAGACAGACCAAGCAGAAGCUUCCAGACCACAGUGGGGGACUCAGGGGGACUUUACCACUACUCACCCUCUGCCUUCAGUCAAAGUGAAGCUCUUCACAGAGAGCACUGGGGUCUUGGCUUUGGAGGACAAGGAGCUGGGCAGGGUGUUCUUGAACCCGACCAGUAAUGGACCAAAGCAAGCUGAGUUCCAUCGGAUGGUCGUCCCCAAGAACAGCCAAGACACUGAGCUGAAGAUCAAAUUGGCUGUCCGCAUGGACAAACCUCCCAACAUGAAGCACAGCGGGUACCUGUAUGCCAUGGGACAGAGAGUCUGGAAACGCUGGAAAAAACGAUAUUUUGUUCUUGUUCAGGUAAGCCAGUACACGUUUGCCAUGUGCAGCUACAGAGAGAAGAAAGCUGAGCCUCAGGAGCUGAUGCAGCUGGAGGGCUACACAGUGGACUACUGCGACCCUCAGCCAGGCCUGCAGGGUGGUCAAGUAUUUUUUAACGCAGUGAAGGAAGGUGACCUGGUAGUGUUCGCCUGUGAUGACGAGCAGGACCGGGUGCUGUGGGUCCAGGCCAUGUACCGAGCCACUGGACAGUCCUACAAACCGAUCCCACCACCACAGGACAAAACCACAAACUCCAGAGGAGGAAACCAGAAACCAGUGUCUCCCAUCAGCCUGGAUCCAACUCAGCGUCAAGGAGUGGAGGAGUUAAUCUCUGCAGCUCCAAGUCGGUUCGAUCACGCCGCCAUGUUCACCAUUUUACAGAAACACACUCUGCAGCAUCGCAUGAAUGACUCCUUCUCCUGCCUGGGUUGGUUCAGUCCCGGGCAAGUGUUCGUCCUUGAUGAGUACUCUGCUCGGUAUGGCAUUCGAGGCUGCCACCGCCACCUGAGUUACCUGAAGGCUCUCAUGGAUUAUUCCAAGAACAACGUGCUCGUCGACCCGACGCUGCUGCACUACAGCUACGCCUUCUGCGCCUCUCAUGUCCAUGGGAACAGGCCAGAUGGGAUGGGGACAGUGACUGUGGAGGAGAAAGAGCAGUUUGAGGCCAUCAGAAGUCGCCUGAUGACUCUGCUGGAGAACCAGAUCACACAUUUCAGGUACUGCUUUCCCUUUGGACGACCAGAUGGGGCCCUGAAGGCAACGCUCUCCCUGCAGGAACGGGUUUUGAUGAAAGACAUUACUACACCUGUUCCUCCAGAGGACAUGAAGAAACUGGUACAAAAGUGUCUGGAAAAAGCAGCUCAAAUCAACUAUGGUCAGCUGAUCGAAUACGCUCAGAUCAUUGUGGACCCUCAAGCAACUCCAGAAAAAAGACUAGAGGACAUGAUGAGGCUGGGAGAGCUCUGCAUUGAGGUCCUUCAGCAGAAUGACGAACAUCACUCUGAGGCUUUCUCGUGGUGGCCGGAGCUGAUGGCUGAACAUGCUGAGACAUUUCUGUCUCUGUAUAAAGUUGACAUGGACGACGCUCUGCAGGUCCAGCCAGUUGACUCCUGGAACAGCUUCCCACUAUUUCAGCUGCUCAACAAUUUCCUGCGAACUGACCCUCACCUGUGCAAUGGGACAUUCCACAAACACCUGCAGGACCUGUUUGUGCCCCUGGUGGUGCGCUACAUUGACUUGAUGGAGUCGUCCAUUGCCCAGUCCAUUCACCGAGGCUUCGAACAGGAGACCUGGCAGUCUGUUAGGUCGUUAACUAAUAAUCUCGCCAGUGUUCCCCUUCCCAAAGUCCCCAGCCUUCCCCUCACACUGCCACAGAUGCCCAGCUUCUCUGCACCUGCCUGGAUGGGACCACUGUGUGAGAACACCUUGCAAGGAAUAAAUCUGCCUGACAUCUUUAACGGCUCAGCCACCUCCGAUGAUUUGUUCUGGAAGCUGGACGCUCUACAGAUGUUCGUGCUUGACCUCCACUGGCCAGACAUUGAGUUUGCUAAACAUCUGGAACAAAGACUCAAACUGAUGGCAAGCGACAUGAUGGAGGCCUGUGUCAAGAGAACAAAAUCUGCAUUUGAUGCCAAAAUGCAGAAAGCAAGUAAGUCGACAGACUUCCGGGUGCCGCUGUCAGUCUGCACCAUGUUCAACGUACUGAUGGAUGCCAAAAAGCAAUGCUCCAAACUGUGUGUGCUGGACAGCGGUCAGGAGAUUGACAAACAAUGGCAACAGUACCACUCCAAAAUUGAUGUUCUGAUUGAUGAAGCAUUCAAAGAAAUGAUUUCCUCCCUCGUGUCGAAGUUUGCCGCUGUUUUAGACUGCGUCCUCUCAAAGCUCUCCAGAUACGAUGAAGGGACACUGUUCUCUUCAAUUCUGUCUUUCACAGUGAAAACAGCUGCCAAAUAUGUGGAAGCCCCUGUGAGUCUGAAACCAGGGAUGGAUCUGGCCGACACCUACAUCACUUUUGUACGUCAGAACCAGGACAUCCUUCGAGAUCGUGUCAAUGAUGAGCUUUACACUGAGAAGGUGUUUGAACAAUGGUACACUGGCUCUAUGAAGGCGGUGUGUGUUUGGCUGACUGACAGACUGGACCUGCAGCUCCACAUGUACCAGCUGAAGACGCUCAUCAAGAUUGUGAAGAAAACCUACCGUGACUUCAGGCUGCAGGGUGUUCUGGAUGGCACGCUGAACAACAAGAGCUACGAGACCAUCUACAACAGGCUGACAGUGGAGGAAGCGACAGUGGCCGUUAAGGCGGGUGGCGGCCUGCAGGGCAUCAGCAUGAGAGACAGUGAUGAGGAAGAUGACUAAACACACACAUAUCACACCUCCUUUCACACACCCUGUUAGUACUUGAUUACCAUCCUCUCUGCCAGAUCGGGACCUUCCAUCACAGUUAGUCAUACUGUUUUUGCAAUUCACCAACUUCACACAAAGCUGGAACAAAAGCUAACCAAUGUUAUAAUAUGUUAUAAUAUGAUUGCUGAGAAUAAAGAUAAAUAGAUUUAUGCUGGACAAAACUGCUGUUGCAUUCCUGACAAAUGGACAAGGUUGGUCAGAAUUACUAGAAGAAAAUGGUAAUUCCCGGUAACUGGGACAGGCUAAUAUUUAGUCAACAAGAGUUACCUGUAGCCUGCUUGAUGAAACAGUUAAGUGAUCACCCAAAAUCUGUUCUCUAGUGACUCAUAGCAACAUCUAAACUAAAACAAAGCUGGACCUACACAGUUAAUAUUGUUUUCAUAAUGUGGUCAAAUAAAGUUAGCAGACAACCAACAGGAAAUAAUGCUUAUGCUAGCAAGCAAGCCAUGUUGAUGCAAUUUCCCACUUAAGUAAAUUUCCCUUUACUCAAUCACAUGACAUUACAACUUACGUUCUUUCUUGUUACCUUCUGUUAAGUACUUUGCCAUUAGUGACAAACAUGCCAGAUAAUCUUUUCCAAAAAUAGUAUCUCUGGGGUGUCAAAAACAAUGGUUUCUGACAAACAUUUAUGGGCAACCUUUGGCAAUGUUGCUGUGAAUUAGCAGCAAGGUUUGUGUAUAUGAGACAGGUUUGCUAGAAUGUUCGCUAUUUGCCUGUUUUGCAAAAAAUAAUACAUUUUAUGCAGUUUUUAUAGUAAUUCUAGUUUUAUGUAUGCAUGACCAUGUAUAUCUGGGCAGUCUUGAGUACUCCGGCAACUCUGAAUUUUCUACGAUGGAAUCAUGUGUCCUUUUUUUUAAUCACAAAAACAAUCAUCAUUUUGGUGUUUUCAAAGAUUUAUUGAUCUUCAGGAAAUAUAACAAAAUCUCCUUGGCCAAAAAUAUACAUACUGCAACUUAAACUACCAGUUUUGGUGACAUAGAAAGCAAUUUUAAUUUCACAGCAGCUACAGAUCCAAGAAUCAUCUGUGCAACAGCUGUUUCUAAGUAUAAAGUGCAUGAUACAGUUGUGUCACUGUUAUGAUCAGGAAGAAAGCACAAGCUAUUACCUGCUGCUGACAGACAAGUGGUCAUCAUGGUCAAGAGUCAGCCAAGAAUCAACAAAAAGCACAUCUGCAAUGAAUUAGAAGCUGCUGAAAAACAGUGUGUUUUGCAUCACCAAGUGCACCAUACCUACCGUCAAGCAUGGUCAUCAUAGUAUCAUGCUCUUUGGCUGUUUGGUGCCAAUUGAACUGGUAUUUUACACAGUAACUGUAACUGUAAUAAUAAUAAUAAUUACUUAUUAUUAUUAAUAAUAAGUAACUGUAGCAAUGAAGAAGGAAGAUUAUCUCCAUAUUCUUCAGAAAAACUGAAACUCGCUAGCCAGAAGGUUGGAUCUUAGAUGCAAGUGGGUCUUCCAACAAGACAAUGACCCCAACUGCACAUCAGAAGUGGCAAGGAUAUGUCUAAAUCAGGCUAGAAUUAAGAUUUUGGACUGGUCCCCCAAAGUCCUCACUUAAAGCCUAUCAAGACUUUGUGGACUGUGAAGCAGACACAAGUUUGUAUCAGAAAGGCAAGUAAUUUAGUUUACCUGCACCAAGGUUGUCAGGACAGGUGGUCCAAGACACAACCAGAAGCUUGUGGAUGGCCUCCAAAAGCACCUAAUUUAGGUGAAAAUGGCCAAGGGACUUUUAUCCAAAUAUUAGCUUUAGCUGUAUGUAUAUUUUUGACUGAGCAGAUUUUUUUUAUAUAUUUACAAAAGAAUGACUACAUCAAGACUGUCAUGAUAUACACUAUCGUUCAAAAGUUUGCGCUGACCGGGAAAAUUUCAUGCUUUCCAUGAAAACUCACACUUUUAUUCAUGUGCUAACAUAAUUGCACAAGGCUUUUCUAAUCAUCAAUCAGCCUUUCAACACCAUUAGCUAACACAAUGUACCAUUAGAACACAGGAGUGAUGGUUACCCCUAUGUAGAUGUUUCAUUAAAAAUCAGUUGUUUCCAGCUAGAAUAGUUAUUUACCACAUGAGCAAUGUCUAGACCAGGGGUCGGCAACCUUUAACACUCAGAGAGCCAUUUCGACCUGUUUCCCACAGAAAAGAAAACACCAGGAGCUGCAAAAUCCUUUUGGCAUUUAAAACUAGACGAGCCCUCAGUAGAGGGCAGAACCACGCCCUCUACUGGCGAAAACCCUGUCCUCCCUAUACAAAUGAUGCAAUAUGUAUCACUUUUGAUCAUCGUACGUAUCUCCCUUCCUACUUGAUCUGCUGACCUGUAACUCCACAACUGAGCAGGGGACCUUAGACUGAUCUUCAGUGCCAAGUUUGAUUAUCCUGACUUCAGCACUUGCAGAGAUAUCGGAACGGACAUAGCCACAUACACACAUACAUACUUACCCAGCCAGCCAGAUACCGCACCGAAUGCAGUAACCCCGCUGACGUUCGUCAGGCGUGGUUAAUGAAGACAACACUGCAUAUAUCGCUUUUUUACCUCUAUGCCCUUGUUAAUCAGUCGUGAUUAAUUAAUUACAAAGCCUCUAAUUAGAUAGAUUCAUUUUUUUAAUCGUGUCCUACCACUAAUAUUUAUCUUACUUGGUUAAUGUCAUUUUUGCUCCUGGACCUCAUAUGUUACGUAAUGUUAGCUGGAAAUCAAUAUUUUGCGAAUGUCUAUUUAACUUGUAAAAUCUGUCUUAAGCUAAUAACUUUUCUCUGGUAAGUCACUGCCCUAUUUUCCAAGACGACACUCCUCUGACUCUCUGACCUGCUGCCUGGAUGCUGGACGUGUUCUUGCCAGUAACGUGUAUUACCCUAUCAAAGAGUAGAUACUGAGCAAGACAAUUAUCCGUAGUUUACCAUAGUACUCAUGAGUACUUUUGACUCAAAGACAAGACGUGUCUUUCUUGGAGUGGAGCUUUAAUAUACAGGCUUGCCAUUCUUGAGUACAAAACAAUGUGAAACUACAGGCGUUGCUUCUCCAUCUUCUCUGCAUCAACUUUGCGCUCUCAUGUCCCAGGGGAAAACCGCAGCCCAUCCGGUGGAGUGACACGUCAAAAUAAGAGCGGUAAUUUCACAAUAAAGCUCUCUAUAUCAAAAUGCAUUGAAACGCGCCUGAAAGGCACCACAAUUUAUUUUCCAAAGUUACAGGGAGCCACAACAGAGGGCUGAAAGAGCCUCAUGCGGCUCCGGAGCCGCGGGUUGCCGACCCCUGGUCUAGACUGUAUUUCUGAUUCAUUUAAUGUUAUCUUCAGUGAAAAAAAUUAUUUCUUUCAAAAAUAAAGACAUCUCUAAGUGGCCCCAAACUUUUGAAUGGUAAUGUACAAAUAAACUUUGACAGAGAAGAACAACUUGUGCUAGCUGGGAUAAGCCACAGCCCACUCAGAUUUUCCACAAAGUUAAGUGGAAGUCCACCGUAAGUAAAACAGAUGAGCCUAUGAAAUUAUGACCAUGCUACAACUUUUUGGUGGCAUUGCCAUAGAUUAAUUACAGCUGUUUGCCAGAAAUAAAAAAAAUUUCCAGUACUGCCGUGUGGUUACAGUAAUCACAAUAUAUUGUUAUAGGUGUUAUGCAGCUUUGUAAAUUAACCACAGAGGAGUGAUCUGUGCACAAACAGAAGACAGAUGAGAAUUAUACAAUUUGGCUACCUAAAUCCUUUACACAAAUUAAACAAUAUGCUGUUUUGUUUGUUUGUGUCUUUACUCCUGUGAACCAAAACCAGAAAUACAUUAAAUCAUUUUCUCAGUACUUUUCAGCUACCGGCAGAUUUAUGAUGCAGAAGUUUGAAAUUAAAAAACUUAUUUUUUCUCUUUAAACAGAUUACCGGUGGGAACAGUAAAAUAAAAUGUACAUGUGCAGCAAGUAAUAUCAUGUCACAUCUGAAAGUCCUGAUCAGGUAAGGAAGUAAACCCAGGUAGUAGCAUAUCCCAUCAUGCUAAUUCCCCAGAAACUGCUGUAUAUACGUGUUAGAACGUAUACGCCCGAGUCAGAAUGUAUGACAAACAGGAAGUCGAGGUGAGGCAUCUGAACCAGAUUUUCUGGAUGGUGCUGAGAUAAACUUCAUCAUCCUCUCUCACCUGCAGGACAGAAAGCCCCAACCUCUUGACAUGCAGCCAUACUCUGAUUGAUGUCACUUUGUACAGUUGAGCUCAGCGAUUACAGCUCCUUUCUGCUAUGUUUUCACCCACAGCUGUAGCUUAAUGUUCAAGAUGCUCUGAGCCUGCAGACUCUGAGCAACCUUGCUGCCAUUUUUUGACAGCAACAGAAGUUAAGUCAAGAAAAGAAAUGUAUUUUUACUUAACAAAAAGCUUGAAAUUGUAAAGUUACCUAAUGUUAUAUGUUACUCUCUACUUUAUCCCCGGGAUGCUGCAGUAGUCGUUACAACCCACGGUCAUUGUCAUGAAACAGCAGCUUUGGUCACACUUUACAUUUUCCUAAGAGCCGACCCUGACAACUUGUGGUCAUGCAAAUAAUGACCAAACAAAUGUAGUCUGACAUUGUUACAGUGGUGGGUAAAUCAGGGAUGAGAAUUUUCCGCGGAUCUGCGGAAUUCCGCAGAUUUUAUCAUACCAGGGUCAUUCUUGUGAAUCGUCUAAAUUCGAGGAGAAAAUUUUUUUUGGGGGGGUGAGGUAUGUUUAUGGUCGGCGAGUCGUAAUAUCGAACGGCUGCUAAUAUCCACCGCGCUGAAUGCGAGCUGCCACUCAGUGAGAGCAGUCAUGUACAGUACUGUAAUCGAAUCACCAUGAAGUGUAGAGUCCAGGGAUGGGAAUUUUCCGCGGAUCCGCCGAUUUCCGCCAAUUUCAUUUCAAGUUUGAACACUUUAUUGUCGCUGAUACUCCCGCGAGAUGGUAACAACGAGAUGGUAACGACGUUAACGAUAGCUUGAUAACGACGAUUGUAAACAGCCCAGCGAUUGGAAGUCGCUGCGCCGCUGCCGCCGCACACAUUCUUGUUGACCUUCCCGUUGCGGUGGUAUAAGAAAGUAGUGAGAUAAUUAGGCUUCAUUGUGUGGGGACCACAAAUGUCUGUCAUAAAUAUUAUGGAUGGUAGUUUUUGAGAUAACUUACCAUUGACAGACAUUUUAUACAGCUCAACUGCCUGACCAACAUCCCCUUGCUUGGGGCCCUGUACGCUGGAUUUUGUCCAAAAACACAAAGCCAAUCACUUUUUGCAAUUCUCAUGCAGAAUCUUCAUCGACCCUGUAGUCCUGACAUGUAGUUUUUUGGAGAUAUAUCCCGCUUUAGCUAUCAACCCCUUUACCUUUAUGUUCCCUUAUAUAUAUAUAUACACACGUGGACAAAAUUGUUGGUACCCCUCAGUUAAAGAAGGAAAAACCCACAAUUCUCACUGAAAUCACUUGAAACUCACAAAAGUAACAAUAAAUAAAAAUUUAUUGAAAAUUAAAUAAUCAAAAUCAGCCAUCACUUUUGAAUUGUUGAUUAACAUAAUUAUUUAAAAAAACAAACUAAUGAAAUAGGGCUGGACAAAAAUGAUGGUACCCAUAACGUAAUAUUUUGUUGCACAACCUUUUGAGGCAAUCACUGCAAUUAAACGAUUUCUGUAUUUGUCAAUGAGCGUUCUGCAGCUGUCAACAGGUAUUUUGGCCCACUCCUCAUGAGCAAACAGCUCCAGUUGUCUCAGGUUUGAUGGGUGUCUUCUCCAAAUGGCAUGUUUCAGCUCCUUCUACAUAUGUUCAAUGGGAUUCAGAUCUGGGCUCAUAGAAGGCCACUUUAGAAUAGUCCAACGCUUUUCUCUCAGCCAUUCUUGGGUGUUUUUGGCUGUGAGUUUUGGAUCGUUGUCCUGUUGGAAGACCCAUGACCUGCGACUGAGACCAAGCUUUCUGACACUAGGCAGCACAUUUCUCUCCAGAAUGCCUUGAUAGUCUUCAGAUUUCCUCGUACCUUGCACACUUUCAAGACACCCUGUGCCAGAUGCAGCAAAGCAGCCCCAAAACAUUACUGAGCCUCCUCCAUGUUUCACCGUAGGGACAGUGUUCUUUUCUUCGUAUGCUUGGUUUUUGAGUCUAUGAACAUAGAGUUGAUGUGCCUUACCAAAAAGCUCCAGUUUGGUCUCAUCUGUCCAAAGGACAUUCUCCCAGAAGCUUUGUGGCUUGUCAACAUGCAUUUUUGCAAAUUCCAGUAUGGCUUUUUUAUGAAUUUUUUUCAGCAGUGGUGUCCUCCUUGGUCGUCUCCCAUGAAGUCCACUUUGGCUCAAACAACGACGAAUGGUGCGAUCUGACACUGAUGUACCUUGGCCUUGGAGUUCACCUUUAAUUUCUUUGGAGGUUGCUCUGGGCUCUUUGGAUACAAUUCCAACGAUCCGUCUCUUCAAUUUGUCAUCAAUUUUCCUCUUGCGGCCACGUCCAGGGAGGUUGGCUACUGUUCCGUGGGUCUUGAACUUCUGAAUAAUAUGAGCCACUGUUGUCACAGGAACUUCAAGCUGUUUAGAGAUGGUCUUAUAGCCUUUACCUUUAAGAUGUUUGUCUAUAAUUUUUUUUCGGAUGUCCUGGGACAAUUCUCUCCUUCGCUUUCUGUUGUCCAUGUUCAGUGUGGUACACACCUUUUCACCAAACAGCAGGGUGACUACUUGUCUCCCUUUAAAUAGGCAGACUGACUGAUUAUGAGUUUGGAAACACCUGUGAUGUCAAUUAAAUGACACACCUGAGUUAAUCAUGUCACUCUGGUCAAAUAGUUUUCAGUCUUUUAUAGAGGUACCAUCAUUUUUGUCCAGGCCUGUUUCAUUAGUUUGUUUUUUUAAAUAAUUAUGUUAAUCAACAAUUCAAAAGUAAUGGCUGUUUUUGAUUAUUUAAUUUUCAAUACAUUUUUAUUUAUUGUUACUUUUGUGAGUUUCAAGUGAUUUCGGUGAGAAUUGUGGGUUUUUCCUUCUUUAACUGAGGGGUACCAACAAUUUUGUCCACGUGUGUAUAUAUAUAUAUAUAUAUAUAUAUAUAUAUAUAUAUAUAUAUAUAUAUAUAUAUUGGACAAUUCUAUGUGCAGUGUAUGCAUCAAGUGCCAAACUUUCUGUUGACAUGUCUUUGUCAAACCUCAACAUGUGUUUUCAUAGCUAAAACUUGCCCAAAUCUUUGUUUUCUCAGCCUCUGGGUUUUUGUCAUUGUUUGUUCAACAUCAUAUUGUCCUAUUAACUUCUGAGGGCUGAGAUUAUAGUAGAGUCAAAUAGGCCAACAAACAAGUGUAGUCAGAUGAUCAACUAUGCAGGAAUCAACAAGUUAUCUUGAUUCUAUAAACUACUUGUUUAAGUAAGGCUGUUUUCCACUGCAGGAACUUGCAGACUGUUGUUUUUUGAUUUUUUAUUUAUUUUUUGCUGUUGUUGUUGUUGUUUUGGUGGCCACAUUUCAAAGAGGGAUAGCUUAAAGUUGAAGGAAAUAAAGUUGAUUGGGUAUACUCAGAGAAACCUCAAAUCACAUAGUAUCUCGCAUAAAGUUCCUGCAGUGUGGAAAGCCACCUGGAGUUUCAUGAAAGUCAGAUCAUCUAAAUAGUUAUAAUAGUUCUUCCUACCAUUUCUCUUUCCACAUUAGUUUGACCUGGGCAUUUGAUUUGAAACAUCCAUAUCUUAGGCUUUUAGGCCUCCAGUUCCAUUGAGGGAUAUUGUAACUUGAUGGUGAAAUGUAUAGAAAUUUGAUACAUAUUUUAGUGAUACAGAGGAAUCCUUUAAUUUACUUUUCAAAGUUCCCAUGCUUUUGCAGCAAUGCACAGAUAGGGUAACAUAUAUUGAACAUUCACAUUCAAGUCUCAUAAGUGUUGUAGAAUAGUCUAGCCGCGCUAGACCCAUGUUCUGAAGGCACAAGGGUCUAGGGCCGCUCGACAGGGAGGGAGGCGGGCUAAAAGGUUGUCUUUCAAAUCACUCUGCAGCAAUUGGGUAGGUAUACAACCAAUCAGUGCAACGAAUAGGCUGACGUAGUUCCUAGAGCGCCGGCGGAUUGUGGCUAAGUCCCAUUAGCUUCCCAACCAGCGGAGCCAACUGGUAUAUUAAGGAUUUGCCAUAUCCCGUCGGCAUAAGUCCAAAUACGUCUUUCUUCUCAAUGAAACACUUCAGUGCCAUCCUUUAUUUAUCUUUCAAGUUGAAUUUUAGCUUCAAAUCUUUAAGGGCUGUGGCCGAAGCUGAGUCGAAAGAUAACUGUUUAUUGUGCGCCGGUUGUUUCUGUCAGAAUCGUCGCGCCUCUGUCAUCACUUAGUUACGCCCGUCUUCUGACUCUACACUUCAUGGUGAUUCAUCCGGCCAGUUUUAGAAGAAUCCAGCCUCGAGCCUUAUGGAGAGUAACUAGACCCACCCUGGCAGAGAAUUAAAUUCGUUGCCGUGGGUUGUCUUGCGCAACUAGGCUAGUUGCAGAAUGUAAUAAAAGGAUGUGCAGAAUCAGUCUUUAGUGUUUUACCUGGCAGUACAGUUGAGCUUUCAGUCACAACAAUGAAACAACCUGUAUUUAAUAGCUUAGUGUUUGAUUGUCAGAUCUUAAGACAAACUCUUACAAGCCUGAGCUAAUGAAAUGUUGCUGUACUGCUGCACCUUCUGCAAUUGGAAAUGUCCUCACCGCUACUUAAAAUUGGUGGCUUUAGGUGGUAAAAGAUACAAACACAUCACCCAUUUCCAGGGUGGUUGUUGACUGUAACAUAAAAUAUCGCUGAAACAGGUUUGCAGGUUCUAUACAUUUUACAUAGGUCCAUGCAAAAACCACAAAGAUUCACUUUCAAUGCAACAAGGUUCUAAUCAGUAUCUGAAAGCAAAACUCAGAGUUUGGGGAAUAAUUUUUGCAAACGUGAGUACAUGUUGAUGCAGUUGUAAAUCUGCUGUCAUCUCUGUUCAUUGUGAUAUUUACUGUUGUAAAGAAUAUUGAACUGUAGAGUGAUAUGGUCGUACUGCCUGUUGUGCAUCAUACCCUGCAUUGAUCAAAGUCUUGCCAAUAAACUGAAAAAGUCUCGAGUUUUUAACAGGAGAGAGUGUGGAUCUGAUUUUCAUCUGAUUAAUGUGCUUAACCUGACCAGAAGUAAGCAAGCGAAGCAGCUCAUUGUUGCUGUGCAUCCACUCACUAGUUUGUUUGCUUGUUGUUGUUGUUGAGACAAUAAUUUGACCUGUAAAUUCCGUGUAAGCUUCUGAUCGACUGUGUGCAACACCCUGCCGUUUGUUUCAACUGUCCGAACCGGUUUGUGUCAGUGCAGUUCCAAAAGGGAAAAAACUGAAGGACAAAAACCUAUAUGAAGAAGUAUAUUUCUAUUGUCCUAUUGUGCACCUGUUUUGUUCAGGUGUCUUAUCUGAGUGUCACUAUUAAAAGUGUUUUUCAAGCA